This is a messenger RNA of Verruconis gallopava, 600 nucleotides long. RefSeq lists its product as uncharacterized. The record is from RefSeq and is a predicted model, not a curated record. NCBI's taxonomy places the organism in Eukaryota, Fungi, Ascomycota, Dothideomycetes, Venturiales, Sympoventuriaceae. The transcript has a single exon. The coding region runs from base 201 to 497 and encodes 98 amino acids.
GCCGGGCGAAGAAAGCGCUGGAAGAACGAAGCACGGCGUGGACCACGAGCCGUCGCCUCGUGUGGCAUUUGCCGGACCAGCAACGACGGAAUGCAAAGCGUGCUGGCGAGCUGCAAGGCGGCCUGGAGCGGCACAACGGAAAGGGGACGAGAGGAGGAGCGCAGAGAGCAAGAGAAGCGGGAGGGGCGAGGUCGGAGAAGAUGGAGAAGUACGGAGACGGACUUUGGGUCAUGGCCACGACCAAGUGGGCGGAUGGAUGGCCAGCAAACGGAAGAAAAGCUCUGCUCUGGUUUCCACUGAGCUUGGCGUCGAAGCCGUGUGCCAUGCGAGGGCAAUCAUGGAGCCAAAGGCAGUGGAUAAGUUCGGGCAUCAGGAAACAUAAGUCGCAGAUCUUGCUCGGCCAUGGCGGUGACGACGGUGGCGAUGACGAGAACGAUGACGACGAAGGCGGUGGCGGCGUCGGCGGCGUCGAUUGGGAUCAACGUCUCACCGUGUGAACGUCAUCAAGCGAGCGAGCAGAGGAACAACGAUCUCCGAGUCGAGCAUCAAUCUCACGUGCUUUCAUAUCCUCAGGUCUGAGGUCUUUUUGUUACGAUUGAC